Molecule: messenger RNA, 5507 nt
Organism: Anguilla anguilla (European eel)
Lineage: Eukaryota; Metazoa; Chordata; Actinopteri; Anguilliformes; Anguillidae
Gene: snphb
Product: syntaphilin b
Exons: 6
Coding region: 1102-2880 (592 amino acids)
Biological process (GO): neuron differentiation
Cellular component (GO): cytoplasmic microtubule; mitochondrion
Source: RefSeq, a predicted model, not a curated record
GUGUGUGAGAGAGGCUAUCUGCCCUCAUGUCUUCCCCUGCCAACCGCAGAUCUGCAGGAUCACGCAGAUUCAACCCCCUGAAGGCUCUGCAGCCGAAACGCCGCCUGCAGCAAAUGUCGCCAAUCCCCUCCCCUCCAGCGUGAGAGACAUUCUGUUACUGUCUCACAACAAACGUGCACUUGGCAGUAGGCAGUUUCACCUUCGCAUACACUCAUAUAAACGUACACACUCAUGCAUGUACAGAAGAACAUGUGCACAUGCACAAAAGUGAAGCAGCAGAAGACACCAUACAGUACAAUAAAAUCCAGUCCCCACACUCACCUUGGGUCUUUAAGUGUUUCCGGAUAAAACAGGCACACCUGGGCUGUAGUUUUCCUGCCCGCUCACUCAAGCUCACGUGGUCCCAGAGGGCUGCAUUAUCCAGUGCUUUUCAUUUGUGGGUUAGCCUUUCAAAGGCUGAAUGGUGCUUUUCUGAAAUGCACAAAACAUGUCAGCUUGGACAUAAUCAGUAAAUAUGUCAGUCAACCUUGCAAGUCCACCUACUCGGCAUCUGCCUGGUCUGACCAACCGCUUAUCCUCGUAUUAAUACUUUGGAGAAUUUGGGCUUUUUCUUAUGCAGAAAUUCCUCAUCUCAAACAGAAACUGUAAACUGUAAAUAUGAAUACAGUGAAGUAUUCAUAUUCAUAUUUCAAAAACCCAGCUAUGACCAUAUUAGGCAUGAGGUUCAUGCUGGAUUGUAUCCCUCCAGGAUCAGGGUUCAAGGGCCUGGCUUUAUCACAUAUCACAUGCAGAACCACUGUCUCCCAGUCCCUCCCUGUCUCACUGGAGCCCAACACCCCCCCCCCCCCCCCCCACCUCCAUGCACUCCAGUGUGGCCAAGCACAGGAGAGUCUACCUGGAAGGCACACCAUGGGCAGUGCUUGUAUAGUGCCAGUGCUUGCCACCCGUCUGCCUGCCUCCUGAAUGAAUGACAUGUUCAUUUUAUUUCCUGGCUCUAUAGGCUUGUUUUUGCUGUUUUCUUCUGCCUUCUUCUGUUGCUUUCUUGACCUACACCAUCUGCCUUCUCCAUCCAACCCUCAUCUCUCCUAAGAUGUGGCUGUGAUGUUGACUGGUUCUUCCACUUUGGAACCCUUAACUACUCCGAUGCCGGAGCCCAGUGAUUGUUUUGACUAUUGCAGGUUCAUAGAGCUAGACUACAUUCCCAUGGAGACAGGCUUUAUGGUUUCAAUGCGCCAAAGUCGUGGAUUUCUCACCCCACAAACGCCGGAGCGCCACAAGCGACGGACACCUGCCCCAGUCAGUUCCAGGGAUCCCUAUGGCAACUCCUGUCUCAGCAGCAGCAGCAACUCUGGGUCCUGCAAGGGCAGUGAUGGGAGUCCUAUAGCCAGGCGUCACACGAAGUACACGUCCUGUACUGAUAACCAUGGCAUCCGGCCCCCCCCUCCCGAGCAGUACCUGACACCCCUGCAGCAGAAGGAAGUGUGCAUCCGCCACCUGCGGGCCCGGCUGAAGGAGACCAUCGACAGGCUGCAGAACAGAGACACUGAGAUUGACGAGCUGAGGACGCAGCUCUCCCGCAUGCAGGAGGACUGGAUCGAGGAGGAGUGUCACCGGGUGGAGGCGCAGCUGGCCCUGAAGGAGGCGCGGAAGGAGAUCCACCAGCUGAAGCAGGUGAUCGACGUGGUGCGGACCAACCUGAGCGACACGGACACGGGCGCGGUGCAGAAGUACUUCCAGGACAUCAGCGUGCAGAACCUGAAGCUGGAGUCGCUGCUGUGCAGCAUGGAGCUGGCGCAGAACGACUCGGGCAAGGAGGACGAGGCGGCGGGGGGCGGGGCCAGGGCGGGGGAGGGGCACGGCCUGCCGGGGUCCUGCGAUGGCUCCCCGGCCUGCUCGGUGACCCGCAGCUCCACCUACACCAAGCUGAGCGACCAGGCGCUGGCCGAUAAGAACGGGAACGCGCCCGACUUCCCCAGCCUGUCGGGGGGGGAGGAGACCCAGGACAGCGGCUGCAUCUGCGGGGACAGCCGGGCCGACCUGCUCCUGGAGGCCGCUUUCCUGUCCGAGGAGACGGCCUCCUUACUCAGCACCUACUCCCGCAUGCCGCACUCCUCCACCUACGAGAAGCUGUGCACCGUGGAGAAGGUCAUGCCCCGGAGGUGUAGCAGCAGCAGCAGCAGCAGCAGCCACCCCUGCCUCUCCCACCACCACCUCUUCCUCCACCACCUCAGGGAGCAAGCCAUCCAGACGGACUGUGGCCCGGCGUACAACCCCGACCUGGACCCCAUCAACGAGAAGGUCUUCAGGUCCCAGGCCUGCAGCCCCACCUCCACCUGGAUCUCCGAGGAGGGGGAGGACUUUGACACCAUCACCAUGGCGACCACCACUGCCGCGGACCCUGCGCCGCCCCCACUGCCCUCCUCCUUCUCCUGCACCUGCAUAGAGCUGCCCCCCCUGGAGGACGAGGAGGCGCCGCCCCAAACCUGCCAGCCCAGGAGCGUGACGCCGUCAUCCGGGCAGGGCGGAGUGACGGUGGUGGAGGUGGAGGUGGAGGAGGAGGAGGAGGAGGAAGUGGAGGGUGAGGACGAAGAAGGGGCAGCAGGCGGCGCAGAGACAGGCGAAGGCUCCGCCUCCACCGCGGAGCCCCCCCAGCGGAGCUACUGGAGCCGACACUUCCUGGUGGACCUGCUGGCGGUGGCCAUGCCCGUGGUGCCGGCCAUGGCCUGGCUGUGCCGGGCUCCCCGCAGGGAGGGCCAGCCCGUCUACAACAUCGGCUCUCUGCUGCGCGGCUGCUGCACCGUGGCCCUGCACUCUCUCCGCCGGGGCGGCAGCACCUGGCACUACCCAGCGGGCACCGGAGGCAGGGGGGCGCAGAUCUGAAUCCACACACCAACCCUCAACCCACAGCCCACCGCUCUUCAUCACCAAAUCAUUCCACUUCUCUACUUGAAAGGAGGAAGGGCACCAAAUUCAUGUCUGUCUGAUAGUGAUCCUGUGCUCUCUACAUAUGCCCUUCCUGACCCCAGGCCCUGUUGACCUUUGACCCAUCUCUCAUAUGUCCUGGACUGCACCCUCUUGCCAGCCCCUCCCACCUCCAGGUCUGCAUGGAGACCAGGAAGUGGUUCACUCCAAUCAAAGCAUUUACUAAUGUACAGCGAUACAGGUCUGUCUUUCUAGUUGUUGGUCUGUGCCAGUUCACUUACAGUGAAAGUGUUUCAUGUUCAGCCUAUCCCUGUGAGCGUGCGAGUGUGUGUAUAUGUAAUUUCAGGCUGAGAAUUAUGUAGCCAAAGCAACCGGGUGACAAUUAAUGAAUGUUGUUUCUGUUGUUGUGAUAGUACUGACUGAUUGACUGCACUUUUUUGAGUCUUGGGGUCACUGAGGAUACGGAACACUGUCACUCCAUCUUGGUCGUUGGUUUUUCAGCUUGUCGAUCAUAUUCAUAAUCUGUUGCGUCUCCAGCAGUCAAUAGUCCAUUUGUGAGCCAGACAAAAUCCAUGAUGUCAGAAAAUACAUAUAGGCAAAGCAUUUUGAGUAGGUAAGCGCACGCACCUAUGUUGGUGCAUAUUAUUGAUGACCGAAUGUCAGCCUUUAUUUUUCUUCCUAUUGAUCAGGAAGGAAGGAAGGAGUGAAAGAAACAGUUAUAAAUUAUUAUUUUAGUGAGUUAUAAGGCUGUCAAGCACCAAGUGGCCAGUGUUUGCCUUUUUUAUUGUCACACUUUGUGUGAACAUAAAUGUAGAUGUAACGCUAAAAAAUUAUUUUGACGUCCCUUCACCUUAACUUAAAUUAUAUUUCCGUUUCCAUGUUGAAUUAAUUAUGAAGCCAUCUGGGUUGAAGCCAUGCUGGGCCGAAAUCACUCCAAAAAUUGAUUUCUGACAUAAAUGAAAAGGUAAAAGAAAAAGCUGGCAUCAUCAAAUGUCACUUUUCAAAACCUUAUCAAAAAUGUUUUUUUAUUGAAUUGUUUGGUUUGAUUCCUUGAUUGCACUAUAAUUCACUUUAUAAAGCUAGCUAUUACUUGAAGUUUAAAUUGCUUUAGAUAUCACAAAAUAUGUUUCCACCAACAGUGGGAUGGGUAUGUUUAUGUGUAAAGUAAUAAGAUGAAUUAUUUACAUUAAUAAAUAUACAAUAAAGCAGUAGUAAAAUAAUAAUAAAAUAAUAGUAACAAUGGUAGAUUAAUUUAUCUUGUAAUUGUAAUUGCACUGGAUAUUCAUUCAAAGCUAUACUGUAUGUCUGUAGAUCUAUCUGGGUAGCUCUUCCACUUAUUUUUCUCCUUUGAGAACUAAAUUGGAGUUGCCAUUUUGUUGCCGAUUCAUGUCGCCUUUUUUCUGUUGACAAUCAUCUCACGCCUGAGCUCUGUGAACUCACAGUGUGGUUGAUCCAUUCCUGUUGUUUGUCACCAAUACGCUCUAUCGCUAAUAGCUACUAGCACUUACUAAAAUGUAAUAAAACGGGCGUAACAAUAAUUAAACUGCAAAACCUCUUUCACUUGCCUCAUUCAUCUUGUGAUAAACGGUUAUUUUCAUUUAGAAAUCUUUUUUCUUUUCUUGCUGUCCUAUGUGAUAAUUUGUUGAAUAGUUAUCUUCAAAUUAAUGAAAGCCUAAAGUCUAUUAUUAUACCACUCAUGAAAAUAAUGUAUAAUAAUGAGUGAUGUAUGAGGUGUAUGCCAUUUUUGAAAAGCCAUAUUGUAAUACAGGGGGCUAAGACAGUUGAGGUGUCUCAUCCAUAUUAUGGCAAACCCAAGAACACUAUGGAUGAGCGUUAGUGUUGACUGUAAAUCCUUGAGUUCAGUCUCACUGCUCCACAAUUCCUGCAGCUCUGUCUCAGCCCAACAGAAGGCACUGUGUGUCCGGGGACUUGUUGAUUGAAACUGCUGUGUGUGACUGGGAAAGCCUCAACUAGGCUGGACAGCAAGUGUCCUAUUAAAAGAACACCGACUGCCUUCUGCAAGGAGACAAAUGGUACUGACAUGAAUGGGAAUCAUUGCCAUCAAGUUUUCUUCAUUGUCCUCUCGACAGUAGUAGCAUUUCUGUGUGUUUUGUUUCUUUAGAAAGUCUGAAAACAGCCAAAGUCAUUGUGAUUUAAUGAAUGAAGUGUGAUUGUAGCCAUGGUGGUAUGAGUAAAAGGGAGCACUCGGUAUCUUCUAGAUCAGGGGUGUCAAACUCCAACCAGUGUCUGCUGGUUUUCGGUGCGUUUCAGCGCAAGUGAUUAAUGCAAGUCAUUCAUUGGCUAGAGUCCAGACCUUGUUCUCAAGGCCUUAGUGGGUUGUUGAUUGAAAGGAAUCGCAAAUGCUUGCAGGCACUGCACCCCUCCAGGACUGGAGUUUGACACCCCUGUUCUAGAUUUGGACUGAAUGAUAAUGCAAAUGCUGUUACAGAUUAUUGAAUUCCCAUAUAUUAUCUCCCUUGUUUUGGCCAUUAAUAAUCAUUAGUGGUGAAAGUAAUAAUAAUUACCAUUAAUGUGAAAGAGUAAUUGGAGAAUUCACAGAAACAAAUAAAGACCAUAUAAACACA